Messenger RNA from Sorghum bicolor (sorghum), 2060 nucleotides. Its product is annotated as protein DETOXIFICATION 40. Gene Ontology annotation, molecular function: xenobiotic transmembrane transporter activity; antiporter activity. NCBI's taxonomy places the organism in Eukaryota, Viridiplantae, Streptophyta, Magnoliopsida, Poales, Poaceae. The transcript has 7 exons. The record is from RefSeq and is a predicted model, not a curated record. Gene Ontology annotation, biological process: xenobiotic detoxification by transmembrane export across the plasma membrane. The coding region runs from base 281 to 1792 and encodes 503 amino acids. Gene Ontology annotation, cellular component: membrane.
AAUAUUUUUUUGCGUUUUCUUAUCCAAUCGUACAGUAUGGUGUGGGGGGUAGAAUGUUCUAGUCACAGUGGCACACGAGAGACGCAUAUAUAGCAGGGGCGAUAGAUAAAUUAUCAGCCUCGCCCGCCCUUUGGAAGAAUCGAUCACAGACAGGCUUUGCCUGCCCGCCUUGGUUUGUUGGUUCCAUCGUCCCAAGCAAGCAAGACGCCCGGCCGGCGACCCCGCGUACGUGGUGGCGCGGCGCGCUAGAGGUAGACACAUAACCUAGGCUGCGGAGAGCAUGGCCGGCGGCGACGAGGCGCACGGCGGCGCGUCGGGGCGGCUGGAGAGCAUCCUGACGGCGGAGGCGGAUGCGUCGUCCCCGUGGCCGUGGGCGCGGCGCGCGUGGGCGGCGGCGUCCAUCGAGCUGCGGCUGCUGACGCGGCUGGCGGCGCCGGCGGUGGUGAUGUACAUGAUCAACUACCUCAUGUCCAUGUCGACGCAGAUCUUCUCGGGCCACCUCGGCAACCUGGAGCUCGCCGCGGCGUCGCUCGGCAACACCGGCAUCCAGAUCUUCGCCUACGGCCUCAUGCUGGGCAUGGGCAGCGCGGUGGAGACGCUCUGCGGGCAAGCCUACGGCGCCCAGAAGUACGACAUGCUGGGCAUCUACCUGCAACGCUCGGCGGUGCUCCUGUGCGCCACGGGGGUGCCGCUGGCCGUGGUCUACGCCUUCUCGGAGCCGAUCCUGGUGUUCCUGGGGCAGUCGCCGGAGAUCGCCCGCGCCGCCUCCAUCUUCGUCUACGGCCUGAUCCCGCAGAUCUUCGCGUACGCCAUCAACUUCCCGAUCCAGAAGUUCAUGCAGGCGCAGAGCAUCGUGCUCCCGAGCGCCUACAUCUCCACCGCCACGCUGGCGCUGCACCUGCUGCUCAGCUGGGUCGUCGUCUACAAGGCCGGCCUCGGCCUGCUGGGGGCCUCCCUCGUGCUCAGCCUCAGCUGGUGGCUCAUCGUCGCCGCGCAGUUCGCCUACAUCGUCGUCAGCCCCAAGUGCCGCCACACCUGGACGGGAUUCACCUUCCAGGCCUUCUCCGGCCUGUGGGACUUCCUCAAGCUCUCCGCCGCGUCCGCCGUUAUGCUCUGCCUUGAGACCUGGUACUUUCAGGUCCUGGUGCUCAUUGCCGGCUUGCUCCCCAACCCUGAACUUGCAUUGGAUGCCCUGUCUGUAUGCAUGACUAUUUCUGGGUGGGUGUUCAUGAUCUCAGUAGGGUUCAAUGCUGCUGCCAGCGUGAGAGUGAGCAAUGAGCUCGGUGCAGGCCACCCAAAAUCUGCCUACUUCUCAGUGUGGGUAGUGACUGCGGUCUCUACACUGAUAUCUGUCAUGCUUAGCAUUGUGAUCCUAUGCCUGCGCAACUACAUCAGCUACUUGUUCACAGAGGGUGAGGUGGUGUCGAACGCGGUGGCGGAUCUCUGCCCACUGCUUGCCAUCACGCUCAUUCUCAACGGCAUCCAACCUGUUCUGUCAGGUGUCGCUGUUGGGUGUGGGUGGCAACAAUUCGUAGCCUACGUGAACAUUGGCUGUUACUACAUAGUUGGUGUUCCCCUCGGCGCCAUCCUAGGGUUCGUCUUCAAGCUCGGUGUGAAGGGUAUUUGGGGUGGUAUGAUUGGAGGAACUUGCAUGCAGACGGCUAUUUUGUUGUGGGUCACCUUGAGAACUGAUUGGAACAAAGAGGUAGAGGAAGCACAGAAAAGGUUACACAAAUGGGAGGAUAAGAAGACGACGGAGCCCCUUCUUGCGGGGGUCGGCAAUGGCAAUUAAUUAAUUUACUGGAUGGAUGGUUAUCCACGUCAAUGUCCGGCCGGUUUCACCGCACCACCGUCACCAUCAAGAUAUGGACCCUGGCCUGCAAGUGUUUCUCCAGAGUUUUUAGAUUUUCUUUACCGUAACAGUAACAGUGAUAUCGAUCAAGCCGUGGGGAAAAUUUGUAUACGUUGAUUUGAGGCAUCUCACGACGUUAGAUGAAUUGUAUACUCGUUCGUAUCUCACAAAUUUUGCAAAACAUAAAAGGAAGAUUUUGGUUACAGAA